Messenger RNA from Cercopithifilaria johnstoni, 1173 nucleotides. Lineage: Eukaryota; Metazoa; Nematoda; Chromadorea; Rhabditida; Onchocercidae. The record is from the annotation of a GenBank genome assembly.
AUGGUUUACAUGUGUUUCUGUCGAAGUGAAAUGAAAACUUAUUUUAGCAAGGAAUAUCGAAUGGAUGAUGGAAUGGAAAUUAUUGAAUCAACAAAUAUUCAAACUAUCGAUUUACGAUCACGCAAUAAAGUGAUACCAUAUUUACCACGUUAUAUGAAACCAGGUCAACCUUGCGUCGUAUGUGGUGAUAAUGCUACCGGUUUACACUAUCGAGCGAUAACAUGCGAAGGUUGCAAAGGUUUUUUCCGACGAACAGUUCAGCAAAAAAUUGUUUACAAAUGCAAAGGUAUUGAACGAUGUGAAAUCAGUAAAACUUCACGAAAUGUUUGCCAAUUUUGUCGAUUUCAAAAAUGUAUACAAAAUGGGAUGACGAAAUCUUUGGUAUUAAAUGAACCGGAAAGGGUAGCAAAACGAAAAAUGAUAAAUGAUAAUCGUGAACGACGAAAACUGGAACAUUUGAGGAUAGCAUUAAGAUCUAAUUCAUUAGCUGAUAAGCAGGAAGAAUUUCAAGCACGAAUUGAUCAAGUGACUGCAAAUUAUUGUAAAAUUCUUGAUAACACAUUAGAGCAUAAAUUCAAAUCAGAUAUAAGAUCGGAACGAUUAUCUGAAUUGACAGCUUUAAUUAUUCAUCAAGUACGACAAUUUGCUGAAACAAUCGAAAUCUACGAUACUUUAAAACCAUCGGAACAAGAGGAAAUAAUUACGAAAAGUUGGCUGGUAGUAAAAAUUCUACAAAUUAUCCAUGAAUUCAAUCCCACAGAACGUUGUCUAAUGUUGGCCAAUGAUACAACUUAUAUAGCAGCUAAAGGUGAUUAUUCCACAUUGGAUUGUACGACAAAAAUUUUUGAAAAUUUAAUAAAUUUGGCUGCAAGCUUUGAUUGCAUGCAAUUGGAUAAUCGACAAUUGGCCCUAUUAUCAGCUUUGCUAAUUUACAAUCCUGAAAAUGUAAAAGAAUGUAAACAAAAAAUUAACAAAAUACACGUGGAAUUAUGGAAAUGUUUACAAAGCAUUAGUGAAAUGCAUGAUGAUGAUUCGAUCGAUCUAUUACAUUGGUCAAAUCUUCUUGUUCGAAUACCGUAUCUACUCCUAACUGUAUCCGAUAUGCAGGGUUUUUUUCGAGAUGCUAAUAAUAUUAAUGCAAUAGCAAAUAUUCUUCUUUUUAAAUUCUCAUAA